AUGUCCGGCAUCCAACCGGGCGAGGCAGAGCCUGGGACGGGGAGUGGGGGCGACGGGGAGUUUGGUCCGGUGGCGUGCUCGAGGGAGGCGGAGCCGGGCACGGGCGCGGGAGCCACAGCAGCAGAUUUGGGAAUGGGCAGGGGUGAAGCGGGUGGGGAGGGUGGGACGGGCCCCGUGGGCCGAAACGUCAUCUGCCUGUUGGGCAGGAUUGUUCGUCUAUGGCAACUUUGUUAG
Sporothrix schenckii 1099-18 is the source of this 234-nucleotide messenger RNA. RefSeq lists its product as uncharacterized. Lineage: Eukaryota; Fungi; Ascomycota; Sordariomycetes; Ophiostomatales; Ophiostomataceae. The transcript has a single exon. Bases 1 to 234 code for a protein of 77 amino acids. The record is from RefSeq and is a predicted model, not a curated record.